Merops nubicus (carmine bee-eater) is the source of this 2283-nucleotide messenger RNA. Its product is annotated as ral GTPase-activating protein subunit alpha-2-like. Lineage: Eukaryota; Metazoa; Chordata; Aves; Coraciiformes; Meropidae. The record is from RefSeq and is a predicted model, not a curated record. The transcript is spliced from 13 exons. Gene Ontology annotation, cellular component: cytoplasm; nucleus. Gene Ontology annotation, biological process: regulation of small GTPase mediated signal transduction; positive regulation of GTPase activity. The annotation marks the transcript as partial. Gene Ontology annotation, molecular function: GTPase activator activity.
GCUCCCCGUUCAGAAGCUCACACCAUCCUUGGUUCUCUGGUUUGCUUUCCAAAUAUCUACCAAGAGAUCCCCCUGCUGCGGCCCAUUUCAGAACCCGGUGAGAUCAUUGUGGGCACUGCAGAUGUGAAGUGUUACCUCAUAAAUAUUUUAUUGAAGAAUGCUACAGAGGAGCCAAGUGAAGCUGCAAGGUGCAUAGCCAUUUGUGGCCUUGGAGUUUGGAUAUGUGAAGAGCUAACACAGUGCACGAACCAUCCCCAAGUGAAGGAAGCCAUCAAUGUCAUAGGUGUGACCCUGAAGUUCUCUAAUAAGCUGGUAGCUCAGGUAGCCUGUGAUGUUCUUCAGCUGCUGGUUUCUUACUGGCAAAAGCUUCAGCAGUACGAGUCCUCUCUGUCCAGAAAAAUCACUGAAAUCCUUGUGGCCACUAUUGCAUUUCUGUUGCCAAGUGCUGAGUACUCCUCUGUGGAAGCAGAUAAAAAGUUUAUAGUUUCACUGCUGCUUUGUUUGUUGGAUUGGUGUAUGGCAUUACCCAUGAAAAUGCUGCUGGAGCCAGUGUCUGCUGGUGGUCUUGAAGAUCAACACGCAUCCAAAGCUCCUCUGCUGGACUAUAUUUACAGAGUCCUGCACUGCUGUGUGAACGGCUCCAGCACCUACACCCAGCAGAGCCACUACGUGCUGAGCCUGGCAGACCUCUCCUCCAGAGAUUACGACCCGUUCUUGCCGCUGGGGAACGUCAAGAGCUCCGAGCCAGCCCAGUGUCACUCCUCCUCCACGGAUCUGGGCAACCUGCUCACUGUCGCCGAAGAAAAAAAGAGGAGGAAUUUGGAAUUGAUACCUCUGACGGCGCGGAUGGUUAUGACCCACCUGGUGAACCACCUGAGCCACUACCCGCUCAGCGGAGGCCCUGCCGUUCUCCACAGUCUCCUCAGUGAGAACCACGACAACUCCUACGUGGAGUCCUCCGAGCUCUCCUCAGAAGUCUUCCGGAGCCCCAACCUGCAGCUCUUCGUGUUCAACGACAGCACUCUGAUAUCCUACCUCCAAAUCCCCGCCGAGAAGAGGGCGGAGGCCGAGCCGGCGGCAGCCCCCUCGGACGUGCGGGUGAUCGUCCGGGACAUCUCCGGGAAGUACUCCUGGGAUGGCAGGAUGCUGUACGGGCCUCUGGAGGGCUGCGCGCCGCGGCAGAGCGCGGCCGACGCCUUCCUCCUCUCGGACAGCCCCCAGCACCACUGCGUUUCCCAGGAAGACAUUUCUCAGGUGGAGGAAGGAGAAGACGCUCUCGACCAGUUGCUGGAGAAGAUAGGUACCACCAGUCCGGAAUGCCUCUUACAUCCCCAGCGAAAGCUGAACGAGCCGUCGCCACCUCCCUGUGGGAUGAGCCACGAGCAGGAGAGUGCCAUCAUUGAAGCCCUGAUGAGGCAGAGCGCCCAGGAAAAAGAGCACAUAUUUAAAUACAGCUCAGACUGCAGUAUGAAGGUGACCCGCCAAGAAGAACCACGUCCUACUGAACCCCAAGCCUCCUUUUAUUUUUGUCGGCUCUUGCUAAAUGACUUGGGAAUGAAUUCCUGGGAUAGAAGAAAAAGCUUUCAUCUGCUUAAGAAGAAUGCAAAGUUACUGCGAGAACUGAAAAAUCUGGAUUCCCGCCAAUGCCGUGAAACUCACAAGAUCGCGGUGUUUUACAUCGCAGAAGGGCAGGAGGACAAGUGUUCCAUACUCUCCAACACGAGGGGAAGCCAGGCUUAUGAAGAUUUUGUGGCUGGGCUGGGCUGGGAGGUCGACCUCUCGACGCACGGCGGGUUCAUGGGCGGCCUGCAGCGCAACGGCAGCACGGGACAGACUGCGCCCUACUAUGCCACCUCCACUCUGGAAAUCAUCUUCCACGUGUCCACAAGAAUGCCCUCGGAUUCAGACGAUUCACUGACCAAAAAGCUUCGUCACUUGGGAAAUGAUGAGGUUCACAUCGUCUGGUCUGAACACACCAGGAACUACCGCAGAGGCAUCAUACCAACGGAUUUUGGAGAUGUUUUAAUUGUUAUUUAUCCAAUGAAGAAUCACAUGUUUUUCAUAGAGAUAAUGAAGAAACCCGAGGUGCCAUUUUUCGGUCCUCUCUUCGACGGAGCAAUCGUGACUGCAAAGCUGCUGCCAAGCCUCAUCUGUGCCACGUGCAUCAAUGCCAGCAGAGCCGUCAAGUCGCUCAUCCCGCUCUACCAGAGCUUGUAUCCUUUCCUCCCUUGGGGCAGGGCUGCCCUCGCUGGGGCUCUGUUCCUCACUCUUCUCUGCAGAGAG